This is a messenger RNA of Parasteatoda tepidariorum (common house spider), 5737 nucleotides long. RefSeq lists its product as uncharacterized. Lineage: Eukaryota; Metazoa; Arthropoda; Arachnida; Araneae; Theridiidae. The record is from RefSeq and is a predicted model, not a curated record.
ACAAUUUACAGUUUUGUUUUUGUUUUGUUUUAUUUUUUAUUCAGUAGCGGUAGCCAUAUUGUUUUAAAAGGAUUUGAUGAAGAAUUGUAGUAUCGUGAAGAAUUUAAUUUAAUUGAACUAAUAUUAUCUUCUGUAUUAUACAUCAGCCUGCUAAACGAUGUGGCAUGAGGCUAGAAAACAAGAAAAGAAAAUUCGAGGAAUGAUGGUAGAUUAUAAAAGAAGAGCAGAAAGAAGACGAGAUUAUUAUGAAAAAAUAAAACAAGAUCCUGCCCAAUUUUUGCAAGUUCAUGGCCGGCCGGCUAAAAUUCAUCUUGAUCCUGCAGUGGCAAUUGCAGCUGAUAGUCCAGCUACAAUGAUGCCAUGGCAAGGACAUUCAGAUAAUCUUAUUGAUAGAUUUGAUGUCCGUGCACAUUUAGAUAUCAUUCCAGAAUACAAGCCUAAAAAUGAUGAUGAACCUGGAGAAGAUCGUCAAGCAUGUUAUGAGCGUUAUCGAACUUUAGUUCAAAAUGAUUUUUUAAGUGUGGGUGAGGAUAAAUUUCUUCAUCAAAUAUAUCUUGAGGAAAGAUUUGGAAUAUUUAAACCAGGUCCGGAAGAGGAGAAAAAAAAGCUUCUUGAUAAGAAAGUAGCUAUUGGCUAUGUUUAUGAGGAUAGUACUGGAUCCCCCACCAGAUCCUCAAUCAUGAAAGAUAUGGAGGAAGAUGAUGAAGAAAAUGAAGAGGAUAAGGAAGAUGAUUUAAGUGAUCUUGAUCUCGAUGUUACUAUAGAUGUUAGCGUGCUUACUCCUGCUCAGUCUGCAGAAAUGAAUGAACACUCAACAAAAUACGGGAUGGUAGACGAUGACUUUAUAACAUAUCUACUGCAGGACAAAGAAGAAGCUGAUCAGCUGCGGUUGGCAAGGGAAAUUGAAGAGGAAAAGGCUAUGUAUUCAGGUAGAAAAUCCAGACGUGAAAGAAGAGCUUUAAGAGAGAAAAAGUUAGCUGGAAGAAAAAUCACUAGUCCUCCAAGCUAUGCGGCUCGAGAGAGUCCCACUUAUGCCCCAAUGAGGCAUUCUACUUCCAAGUCUCGUUCACGGUCACCACCAGAAGCUGGAAAAAUAAUGUUUAUUACAAGUUUUGGCGGUGAAGUAUCAGAUGGAGAGCAGAAAUCCGGAAAUAAAAAUCAUGCUUCCAAUUCCAAAUCUGGAAAGACAAAAUCUAAAGAAAGUGGAGGCUCUGUAAUCGGUCCUCAAUUACCUUCAAAGAACAAUGAUAAAAAGCAGUCUAAGUCCUCUAAGAGCAGUCCUCGUUCUGACUCAUCAAGAUCAUCUUGCCAUUCUAAACGGAAAGAAACUAAAAGUAAUAAGCGCACUCAUGGGAGAUCCAGACAUAGGUCCCCAUCAUCAUCUAGCAGAUCAAGAUCACGAUCCCCUAGAAAAUCUAGCUCCAGAGAUAAAAAGAGAAAAUACAGGAGACACAGUUCUAGUUCUAGAUCACGAUCUCGCACAUGCUCUUCAAGAUCACGAUCUCGUUCUCGACUCCAAUCAAGGCGUACUAAAACACGAUCUAGGUCAACUUCUAGAUCAAGAACUGAUGAUAAAUCACGAUCUCCUUUGUUGCCACCUCCUCCUAUUAAAUCUUAUUAUCGCCAUAGUCUUUCUCGUUCAAACAGUGAUGUUUCAGAUGAUGAGAGUGAUGGAGAUAAAUCUCCAAUAAGAACAUCACAACUUCCUAACAUAACUGGCAGUUCAAAGCUGCAACCUCUUUUGGGUAAAGCUGGUCUUCCUACCAAAGGUACGAAACUAACUCCUCAAGAGCGCCUUAAAAAGAAAAUGCAAAUUGCCCUAAGGAAGCAAUAUAAAGCUGAUAAAAAAGCUCAAAUGGAAAAAAGUGAAAAACAAAUGCAGGAGAGACAAGAUAGAGCUGAGGAAUUGAGAGAAAUGGCUAUUAAAUUAAGACAAAGGGAACGAGAGCGAAGGCACAAAAUGCGUGGUUAUGGUUAUGAUUCUGACAGUGACACCACGUGGACUAAAAACCCUGAUUAUGAUCCUAGAAAUCCCGAUAGUCACCAUUCUAAGAAAAGUGGAACUGCUUCUAGCAGGAGUAGUAGUUACAGUAGUGAUGAAACAAGUCCGACACAGUCAUUUACGUCUAAUAGUCGAAGGAGGAGUAGAACUAAAUCACCACCUCCUCGCUCAUCCAGAAGAAGUCCUGUGGAAGACAGGCGAAGGUCAUCCCCUCCUCCAUCUUCUUAUCGGAAAAGAAGUCCUUCGCACAGAAGUCCAUCUAGAAGAAGUCGAAGUCCUCUUUUAAAAAGUCCUACUAGAAACUCUGUAAAAAGUCCACGAAGAAGUCCUCAACACUCUCGAAGGAGCCGAAGCCCCGAUCGUAGUUAUCGAAAUUCUAGGUCUCGCCAAAGUCCAUCUCGUAGAUAUUCACCUCCAAGGAACUCUAGGAGACGUUCUCCUUCCAGAAGUCCUUCACGCCAGCAUUCAUCUUCUAGGCAAUACAGGCGAGGGAAUAAUUCACCACGAAGAUCAAGGUCCCCAUCUAGGACUUACGGCUCUAGACCUUUAGUUGAUUAUUAAAUCGAAAUAUUUUGCACACAAAAACUUUUUUAUUUGGAAAUUUUGAUAUGUGUAUGGUGAGAAAGGGAUUGGAUUUCAGGAAUAUAUUUGUCUAAUAUAUCAAAUUUCAUUCAUCACAAAUCACUUUUUAUCAUUCCAUCUGAAUUAAGAAGAAUUUUUACUUAAGUCAUAAUUUUUGCCAAAGAAUUCUUAGAAAAUGAUAUUAAAAUGAAAUAAUUCCUUUAUAAUUAAAGAAGAAUUUUUAAUCUGAAACAUUAUUUCUUUACUAAAUUUGCAUUGGGAAGGAACCAAGGUUGCAGGAGAUAUUACGAGUUACGUCAUUGAAAAGCAAAAUUGAAGAAAAAAUUUAUGUAAAAAAGUAUUCAAUACAAAAAAUAUAUGCAUAAAAAAGCAUCCUAAAAUGUACACAACAAGUGCUCUUACAUGAAAGAGUAUCUUGAAAAAUAAAAGAAAAUCUAAAUAUGCAAAUUUCAUCAAAAUUCUGGCCUUAAUCAUUACAUAUCAUGAUGAAUUUGAAAAUUAUAUAGCUUAUGAAAUAGAAGGCAAAUAACUUGAAAACACGUUUAAACAUCAUUCUUUUGUUAAAAGUUUUUAUUUUUUUUAUUUUGAGUGAUUUUGACAUAAAUUUAAACUUACCUAAAUCUCUCUCAUUAUUGAUUGAUAAAAAAAAAUAAAAAAAUUACAUCAUGAUCAAAAGUGAUUCUUAGUGAAUGAAUUAAACUUGCAUGCAUAUUGUAUGAAUUAAACUUACUAAUAAAAAUAAAUUAUUUUUAUUUAAGUAAUAGAUAGCAAUAAGUCAUACCUUAAAAUAAAAUGUUAUAAAUAAAAAUGUGUUAUUUUCAAUAAAUAAAAAAAAAAGCUUUUUUCAAAUUACUGUAAUUGACUUUAAAUAUUUAACUCUAAAAUUCUAUAGCAUUCUAUAAAUGUUUUUUGCCAUCAAACAAGAUGUUUUAAAAUAUCACUUAUAAUAAAUUUUUUAUGAUUUUGACUUAAGAGCAUGUUCAGCUUAGUUAAUGUUUCACAUUUUUGUAUAAUUAAUUAUAUCUCUAUUACAAUAAUCUGUCUUUUUAGUAUUUGACAAUUAGCUUUAUUAUUUAAAAAUGAAAAAAGUUUUUGCCAGAUUAGCAUUAUUUUAUCAUUUAUUACUGAAUUGCUAUUGAUUUAAAUACUUAAAUCAAUAAAAUAAUGAAAGCAAUAUUUGAUGCCUGUGUUUUAAAUUUUUACAAUAUUUUUUUCUGAAUAUGGUAUUUGGAAUGAAUAAUGAAAAUGUAUUCAGAUCCUUAUUUAAGUUCAAAACUUUGCUAUCCUUGUGAAUUGUGUUUGUUGUAAUAAAGUAAAAUAAAGAAAAAAAUAAAGGUGUAAGUGCAAUUUACAAACAUGGAUUUAAGAAUAAUGCUUGCAGCAUUAGAAAUUCAGCAAUAAAGCAAUAGAAUUUUUGUGACAUGAUCAGUUACUUGAUAAGUAAAAGAUAAAUAAACAAGCUAGUAGAAAAACAGGCUUUCUGUACUGUCAACAAUAAAUAUCAAACUUUUAAUAUAAAAAAAGGCUAAAUUAAAAAGUGCAAAAUAUCUAAGCCUCUGACAUGAUUCUGCAUUAUUUUUAUCUGUUAUAAUUGCAGUUGUGUUUGUUGUAAUAUACUAACUGGCUCAGUCACUUUCUAAUAUUAUAGUUAUAAUUUGUAUAAAGCAAUUUAAACAUAUUUCAUGUAUUAUUGGACUAUCUAUUUGGAUUUUAAAAUUUAAAUAUUUUCUUAUUUAUCUAAUAUAUUUUCAAAGUUAAGUUUAAGUAAUUUCAGAAACUAUUUAUAAAGUUUUAUUUAUAAAGUUUCAAAAAAAUUACAAUUAAAAAUUUACAAAUAUUUUAGAAUGAUUUAAUCAUAUUCUUCAAAAUUAUGAUGAAAUAUGUUCAGUUGCAACACAAUAACAUCUGUUCUCAAAUUCUAAAUAUAUAGACUGAUUCAAUCUUUAAAUUUUAAAAAUUUCUUGGCAAAAAUUUUUUUUGACUAAUUUUGAAAAAUUCUCAAUUUUUUCCCAUGCAUACAACUUUGUUAUUUCUCAUGUAUACUAUUUUUUACUGUAUAAUAGUUUAACUCAAACAUUUAUGCCGUGGAAUUCAUCAAACAUGUUAAGACAAAUAUUGUUUCUUUUCUUUUUUAGACAUUUUUUAUUUUAACUUUUGACAAAAUUUUAUUGCUGACUGAUUGCUUAAUAGUGUGAACAAAUUUUAAAUUUGUUUUGCAGUUUUUUUUUUUUCAUUGAAAAGUUGUGCCAGGGUUUGAAAACUAUAUUUUCUGAUAUGCUUCAGUGUAUAGUUUCACCCUUACAUGCCUUGCAGGGCAUAAAAAUAUUUAUUCAAAACUUAUAAGGAGGAUUUAAUAAUAAUACAAAUUAAAACCCCUUUUCCAUUCAUCUAGUUUAUAGAGUCAAGCAAUAAUUUAAUGUCAAUGAGCAAUUGUGACAUAGUACCUUAAAACUUUUAUAGAUUAAUUGCCAUUUAACAUUGAUUGUUUUGUUCUAUAGAAAAUAGGUUUGUUGAAAGCCAUGCCCUUUAUGAUAUCACUUAAUGCUUAUGAUAAUUAUAUUUUUUUGUUAAUAAUAGUGUUCUGCAUUACCUCCAUAAAUGCAAGUAUGCAAAGACAGCCAAAUCCACCAGUUGCUUAUUUGGGCUUAAUAGUUCCUGAUUUAUAUUGAAAAUAAAAUUCUUGUUGUAGUCAUAGUGUUGUUAAUGUUAUUUGUUCAAAUUCAUAAUACCUACCUUUGUGCGUUCUUAUUGUGUAUUUGAAAAAAAAUGUAUAGGUUAAAAAAAGUUAUGAAAUUUUUCAAGUCCAGAGGUCUUCUAUCAGAGUAAAUGUAAUUAUAUAUAAAUUGAAGUAGAAAAGUUCUCUGGUAAUGCGUAUUCCUUCUAAUCAGAGAUACUAAAUUGAAAUCCAAUCAAAAUUCUGCCAUUAAUUUUGUAAUCAAGCUUUUCAGUAAGAAUGCAAAUAUUUCGAAACACAUUUUAUAAAAGGUGUAAAAAGUCUCCUGUUUUUUGUAAAGCUUUUGUUUCUUGUAUUUCAUAGUGAGGUUUGAAAGUGUGAAAAAAAAUUUAAAUAAUUAUUUGAAUGUUAUUUAGUUUAUUGUUCAAUUAUGUGAGAUCAAUUUUGUGUAUGAUAAUUAAAAGUGUUUGUCUUCUAAA